Molecule: messenger RNA, 5531 nt
Organism: Hippopotamus amphibius kiboko
Lineage: Eukaryota; Metazoa; Chordata; Mammalia; Artiodactyla; Hippopotamidae
Gene: CLUH
Product: clustered mitochondria homolog
Exons: 26
Coding region: 121-4170 (1349 amino acids)
Biological process (GO): intracellular distribution of mitochondria
Cellular component (GO): cytoplasm
Molecular function (GO): protein binding; mRNA binding
Source: RefSeq, a predicted model, not a curated record
CGCGCACCACGUGGGCCGGUGACUCCGUCCUUCCCGCAGCGGCAGCGGCGCGCAGGGCACUUGGGUUAGUGGCGCGGCGGGCUGCGCGGACAGCCGAGGCGGACGCCCGCUCCCGCCGCCAUGGUCAUCAAAACGGACGAGUUGCCGGCGGCCGCCCCGGCGGACGGCGCCCGGGAGCCCAGCUCGCAGGCCGGUGGCAAGGGGCGACCGGGCGCGGCGGAGCUGCCGUCAGUCAUGCUGUUGAAUGGGGACUGCCCGGAAAGCCUGAAGAAGGACGAGGGGGCUGCCGAACCGCCCCGGGAAAACGGGCUGGACGAGGCUGAGCCGGGAGAGGAGACCACUGGACAGGAGGUCAUUGUCAUCCAGGACACGGGCUUUUCUGUGAAGAUCCUGGCUCCUGGGAUUGAGCCCUUCUCCCUCCAGGUGUCCCCCCAGGAGAUGGUACAGGAGAUCCACCAGGUGCUCAUGGACCGUGAAGACACGUGUCAUCGCACCUGCUUCUCCCUGCACCUGGACGGCAACAUGCUGGACCACUUCUCAGAGCUGCGCAGCGUGGAGGGGCUACAGGAGGGCUCGGUGCUACGCGUGGUGGAAGAGCCAUACACCGUGCGAGAGGCCCGCAUCCACGUGCGCCACGUUCGAGACCUGCUCAAGAGCCUGGACCCAUCUGACGCCUUCAAUGGGGUUGACUGCAACUCCUUGUCCUUCCUGAGCGUCUUUACCGAUGGCGACCUGGGAGACAGCGGGAAGCGGAAGAAGGGCUUGGAGAUGGACCCCAUCGACUGCACACCGCCUGAGUACAUCCUUCCAGGGAGCCGGGAGCGGCCGUUGUGUCCUCUGCAGCCCCAUAACCGUGAUUGGAAGCCCCUGCAGUGCCUGAAAGUGCUCACCAUGAGCGGCUGGAACCCGCCCCCUGGGAACCGCAAGAUGCAUGGGGACCUCAUGUACCUGUUUGUGAUCACGGCCGAGGACCGACAAGUCAGCAUCACAGCGUCCACUCGGGGAUUUUACCUGAACCAGUCUACGGCAUACCACUUCAACCCCAAGCCUGCCAGCCCCCGCUUUCUCAGCCAUUCCCUGGUGGAGCUGCUCAACCAGAUCAGCCCAACCUUCAAAAAAAACUUCGCUGCCCUGCAGAAGAAAAGGGUCCAGCGCCACCCGUUCGAGAGGAUCGCCACCCCGUUCCAGGUGUACAGCUGGACAGCGCCCCAGGCGGAGCACGCCAUGGACUGCGUGCGCGCGGAGGACGCCUACACCUCCCGGCUGGGCUACGAGGAGCAUAUUCCCGGACAGACCCGGGACUGGAAUGAGGAGCUGCAGACGACUCGGGAGCUGCCUCGGAAGAACCUGCCUGAGCGGCUGCUGCGAGAAAGAGCUAUAUUCAAGGUGCACAGCGACUUCACGGCGGCAGCCACGCGGGGUGCCAUGGCGGUCAUCGAUGGCAACGUGAUGGCCAUCAACCCCAGCGAGGAGACCAAGAUGCAGAUGUUCAUCUGGAACAACAUCUUCUUCAGCCUGGGCUUCGACGUCCGCGACCACUACAAGGACUUUGGUGGGGAUGUGGCGGCCUACGUGGCGCCCACCAACGACCUGAACGGCGUGCGCACGUACAACGCUGUGGACGUGGAGGGGCUGUACACGCUGGGCACGGUGGUGGUGGAUUACCGCGGCUACCGUGUCACGGCCCAGUCCAUCAUCCCCGGCAUCCUGGAGAGGGACCAGGAGCAGAGCGUCAUCUACGGCUCCAUUGACUUUGGCAAGACGGUGGUGUCGCACCCCCGGUACCUGGAGCUGCUGGAACGCACGAGCCGGCCCCUCAAGAUCCUGAGGCACCGGGUGCUCAACGACCGGGACGAGGAGGUGGAGCUCUGCUCCUCCGUGGAGUGCAAGGGCAUCAUCGGCAACGACGGGCGCCACUACAUCCUUGACCUGCUGCGCACCUUCCCCCCCGACCUCAACUUCCUGCCCGUGCCCGGCGAGGUGCUGCCCGAGGAGUGCACCCGCGCCGGCUUCCCCCGCGCCCACCGCCACAAGCUCUGCUGCCUGCGCCAGGAGCUGGUGGACGCCUUCGUGGAGCACAGGUACCUCCUGUUCAUGAAGUUGGCAGCCCUACAGCUGAUGCAGCAGAAGGCCAGCAAGUUAGAGAAUCCCACGUCACUGGAAAACGGCGACCCCCCGUCUUCAGAGUCUAAGCCUGAAGACCCUGCAGCACCCAAGGUGGGAAGCGAGGAGGAGGGCAGCAGUGCUAGUGGCCUGGCCAAGGUGAAGGAGCUGGCAGAGACCAUCGCCUCGGAUGAUGGGACAGCAGACCCUCGGAGCCGGGAGGUGAUCCGCAACGCGUGCAAGGCUGUGGGCUCCAUCAGCAGCACGGCCUUCGAUGUCCGCUUCAACCCCGACAUCUUCUCGCCAGGCGUUCGCUUCCCUGAGUCCUGCCAGGAGGAAGUUCGGGACCAGAAGCAGCUACUGAAGGAUGCUGCUGCCUUCCUGCUCUCCUGCCAGAUCCCCGGCUUGGUGAAGGACUUCGCAGACCACGCGGUGCUGCCCAUGGAUGGGGCCACGCUGGCCGAGGUGAUGCGCCAGCGUGGCAUCAACAUGCGCUACCUGGGCAAGGUGCUGGACCUGGUGCUCAGGAGCCCGGCCCGGGACCAGCUGGACCACAUCUACAAAAUCGGCAUCGGAGAGCUCAUCACUCGCUCUGCGAAGCACAUCUUCAAGACGUACUUACAGGGAGUUGAGCUCUCAGGGCUCUCGGCUGCCAUCAGCCACUUCCUGAACUGCUUCCUGAGCUCCUACCCCAACCCUGUGGCCCACCUGCCUGCCGAUGAACUCGUCUCCAAGAAGAGGAACAGGAGGAGGAGAAACCGACCGCCAGGGGCAGCGGAUAACACAGCCUGGGCUGUCAUGACCCCCCAGGAGCUUUGGAAGAACAUCUGCCAGGAGGCCAAGAACUACUUUGACUUCAGCCUCGAGUGUGAGACUGUGGACCAGGCCGUGGAGACCUACGGGCUGCAGAAGAUCACGCUGCUGCGGGAGAUCUCCCUGAAGACCGGGAUCCAGAUCCUGCUGAAGGAGUACAGCUUCGACAGCCGCCACAAACCUGCGUUCACGGAGGAGGACGUGCUCAACAUCUUCCCCGUGGUCAAGCACGUCAACCCGAAGGCCUCGGACGCCUUCCACUUCUUCCAGAGCGGGCAGGCCAAAGUGCAGCAGGGCUUCCUGAAGGAGGGCUGUGAGCUCAUCAACGAGGCCCUGAACCUGUUUAACAACGUGUACGGAGCCAUGCACGUGGAGAUCUGUGCCUGCCUGCGCCUCCUCGCCCGCCUCCACUACAUCAUGGGCGACUACGCCGAGGCCCUCAGUAACCAGCAGAAGGCCGUGCUGAUGAGCGAACGGGUGAUGGGCAUCGAGCACCCAAACACCAUCCAGGAAUACAUGCACCUGGCCCUGUACUGCUUCGCCAGCAGCCAGCUGUCCACGGCCCUGAGCCUGCUGUACCGCGCCCGCUACCUCACACUGCUCGUGUUCGGGGAGGACCACCCUGAGAUGGCACUGCUGGACAACAACAUCGGGCUGGUGCUGCACGGAGUGAUGGAGUAUGACCUAUCGCUGCGCUUCCUGGAGAAUGCGCUGGCCGUCAGCACCAAGUACCACGGGCCCAAGUCCCUCAAGGUGGCCCUCAGCCACCACCUGGUCGCCCGGGUCUAUGAGAGCAAAGCCGAGUUCCGGUCAGCCCUGCAGCACGAGAAGGAAGGCUACACCAUCUACAAGACGCAGCUGGGCGAGGACCACGAGAAGACCAAGGAGAGCUCCGAGUACCUCAAGUGCCUGACCCAGCAGGCCGUGGCCCUGCAGCGCACCAUGAACGAGAUCUACCGCAACGGCUCCAGCGCCAACAUCCCGCCCCUCAAGUUCACAGCCCCCAGCAUGGCCAGCGUCUUGGAGCAGCUGAACGUCAUCAACGGCAUCCUCUUCAUUCCUCUCAGCCAAAAAGACUUGGAGAAUCUGAAAGCCGAGGUGGCGCGGCGGCACCAGCUCCAGGAGGCCAGCAGGAACAGGGAUAAGGCUGAAGAGCCCAUGGCCACUGAGCCAGAGCCGGCAGGGGCCUCAGAGGAUGCGGCCUCCCAGCCCCCAGCUGCCAAGGACCUUUCUUCCCCAAGCUUGGAGGGGUAGAAAGGGAGAGACAGACGGACCGUCAGCUGCCCCGUUACCCAGUGAUCCAGACUCCAGGAGGAGGGGGCACGCCCUGCACAUCAGGAGAGGAAGCAAGUCCCUCUUCCUCCAUGUUUCCAACCCCGACCCCACCCCCAACAUCCUCCUGGGGCCCUGGCCUGGCCUGCCUAACCCCCUGAAAGAUGUUCUUGCGCUGGUUCAAUGAAUAAGAGACGCGAUGCAGAGGCCUAAUGGAAGACACACGCAUGGAGUGUGUGGGCAACAGUUCCCAGCUGGGGGGCAGGUGCCCCCUUGGGCCCCCCAUCCUCAAGCAGGUGUGUGUGAGUGUGUCCGUGCCUGCGAGUGUCUUGAUCCGUCCUUCCUAACUUGUACAUAGCCCCGAGCUGGUUCUGAGUGGGUGACGUGCAGAGGAGAUUUCUCAGGUCAUUUGUAUGUUUGACAUUACGGCUGCUGCUUCUGCUACCACUACCCCUGGGCCCGACCUGGCUGAAAGUCCAGGUUUGAAGCCAAGAAGAGGGGAGCUUUCCUGUGUCCUCGGAUGGGGAGCCCGUGCUCUGUGGCAGGGCUGGAGGGUCAGGGAGCACUUUAGUUUUGUGGUGGGGUGAGGGCCGCAGCAGCUUUACUAACCGUGGCUGGGCCUGGCCUGGCUAUGCUCGGGGCAGGGAAAGGGGUAAGCAGAGGUGGUUCCCCGGAUACCCCUGUGCCCUGCCCCAGAGACCCCUGUGCCCUGCCCCAGCUUGGCCUUUGGGCCCCAGCAGGAGGUGCUGCCUCCUUGCUCCCUGCACCCCAGCUGGGGAUAACCUUGGGAUAUAGCCUGAAUGUAUCCUUCUCCCCGUUGAACCUCAGCUGCCUGACGCACAGUGGGGGUGGGGGGCUAAGGGAACCAGGGCUGAAUCAUGGAUCCUGGGGGAGACGUUACACAUACAGGGGUGAUUGUCACUUGUUUGUGGAGCCUAGCUCCCUACCUGGUCCUCAGCCACACAGACACCUUCUGCUUCUAUAGAGAGGAGCUCUGGGGGUGGUAGGGAGGGGGCUGCAGAAGGUGGUGGCCCCCACGGGCCCCGACUGCCCCUCCGCCCUGCCUGUGCCGCUUCUCUGCACCUGCUGCUGCCAGAGCCCUGGUGGGUGGGGGGAGAUGGCCACCCUUGUGAGCUGGAGGGAGCUGUCCUCCAGCUGGGCCUCUGCCUGGUGGCUUUGCGGGGAGCUGCUUCUGAGUAUGAUCUGUCCAAACACCUUGUUUCAAAGGGAGUGGGUGUGAGCUGCAAGCGAGGCAUCCCCACAGCUGAUCAAGAACUUUUUCUUGUUUUUAAACCAUCACGUCUUCAUUUCACAUUGGAAUAAAGUGAGUUUUUGAAACCUGC